Molecule: messenger RNA, 5741 nt
Organism: Daphnia pulex (common water flea)
Lineage: Eukaryota; Metazoa; Arthropoda; Branchiopoda; Diplostraca; Daphniidae
Product: filaggrin-like
Exons: 13
Coding region: 517-4116 (1199 amino acids)
Biological process (GO): regulation of transcription by RNA polymerase II
Cellular component (GO): nucleus; aryl hydrocarbon receptor complex
Molecular function (GO): transcription cis-regulatory region binding; protein dimerization activity; nuclear receptor activity
Source: RefSeq, a predicted model, not a curated record
CUUGCCGGCUGGAAGGGUUCGCUAGCCACUCCGUUUCUCAUUUUACAGACCCUUUCCUCCUCAGUCGUCGCCAUCACAAUUCUUUUGAGAUAUUUUUCAGUUCUUGUGCGUUGACAAACAAAAAUUUUGAACGAUCGAAAAAAGUGCAUUUAAAUUCGCCAAAAUGCGACCCAAGUGAAAAUUGGCGCUAAAUUUGAUUUUUCGUCAUCAUUUCAAAAGUGAUUGCUUUAAACAUGUUGGGAUUCGGCUGAGAAAAAAAAAGUGUCGGAGAAGAUUUUAAUAAAAUAAAACAACAAUCGAAUAAACCAGUUUUUUGUUUCUUUUAAAUUUGAUCGUCGGUGAUUGUGUGCUGAGCAGGUGAGAGUGAGCGUGAGUGUUAUUAUACAAGUGCCGCAGUGCCGAUGAGUGUCGUCGUGUGAGAGUGAGAAUCCCGUGGUUCAGUUUUGAUUGGAAAUCCGAGUGGAUAUCUAUUUGGUGUGUUUAAUUCCCAAGUGCUCGCAGACAUUUCGUGCAAAAAUGAACCAAUUAGGCACCGUGUACGCGACAAAGCGUCGGCGUCGCAACGGCAAAAGUUUGAAGCCGUCGCCAAAGGAGAGUUCGGGCAAGAGCAAUCCGAGCAAACGGCACAGGGAAAGACUCAACGCCGAGCUGGACACGCUGGCCAGUCUCCUGCCUUACGAGGCUUCCAUCCUCUCCAAACUGGACCGGCUCUCCAUUCUGAGGCUGUCCGUCAGCUACCUGCGCACCAAGAGCUAUUUUCAAGUCAGUUGCCACAAGGGGAUCAAAGGUGAACAACAACAGCAACAACAUUCGCAACACGGCGGCGGUGGCCAUUUCUUGCUGCACGACAAUCAAUUCCGCAACAGAGACGUGACCAUCUUCGACUCGCCGUCGCUGGACGGUGAAAGCUUCCUCCAGGCUCUCAAUGGAUUCCUGCUGAUUUUGACCAGCGACGGAGAAGUCUUCUUCGCCACACACACCAUCGAGAGUUACCUGGGAUUCCAUCAGUCGGACGUGGUGCACCAGUCGGUUUACGAGCUGGUCCACUCUGAGGACCGCGAAGAGUUGCAGCGCCAAUUGACGUGGAGUUCCCAACUGCCGGCCGAUUCGGGACUGACGCUGCUGGACGCCCUCCGACCCGACAAUUCCAUGAUCCUCGAACGAUCCUUCACCGUCCGCUUCCGAUGCCUACUCGACAACACUUCCGGAUUCCUGAGACUGGACAUCAGGGGUCGUGUCAAGGUCCUUCACGGGCAGAACCGCAAGAUGGAAGAGCCGCCGCUGGCCUUGUUCGCCAUCUGCACACCAUUCGGCCCGCCGAGUUUACUCGAGCUGCCCCACAAGGAGAGCAUGUUCAAGAGCAAACAUCGGCUCGACCUCGCCCUCGUCUCCAUGGAUCAAAGGGGGAAGGCUUUGCUGGGUCACAGCGACGCUGAAUUGUCGUCGCUGGGCGGCUACGAUCUGGUCCAUUUCGACGACUUGGCCUACGUCGCCAGCGCCCACCAAGAACUUUUGAAGACGGGCGCUUCGGGGUUGAUUGCCUACCGGCUGCAAACGAAAGACGGGCAGUUCCAGUGGCUGCAGACGUCGUCACGGCUCGUCUACAAGAACAGCAAACCCGAUUUCAUCAUCAGCACUCAUCGGCCGCUCAUGGAGGAAGAAGGACGAGAUUUGAUGGGCAAACGGACCAUGGACUUUAAAGUCAGUUACCUGGACGCUGGAUUGACGAGCAACUAUUUCACGGAUCAGGAAGCUGGAUCGGCCAUUUCGGCGACUGUCGCCCCAACGACGACGACGACCUCGACGACGACGGGAGCGUCGGUGACGACUGGACAGACGACGGUCCUUCCGUCGCAGACGGGCGGAACCAACGCUCAUCCGCCUGGGACGCAGAAAAUCGGAAGGAAAUACAAGAAUCAAUUACGGGAUUUCCUGACCAAUUGCCGGACGAAACGGAAAAGCGGAAGCUCUGGAGCCGCUUCGGCCGCUGCCAACGGCCUCACGACUCCGCCGGAACCGUCGCCUGUCCACUACCUUUCCGGCAGUAGCAACAGCGGAGUGGAAUUGGCCAGCGGAGUAGCCGGUUGGACAACCACAACGACGGCCGGAGUGGGCGGAGGUUCAGCGGCCGCUUCUUCGGCCGCCGCUUCGGCCGCCGUCGCAGCUGCCGCAACGGCCUAUUCUCCUUCCGUCUACCCUGGGGCUUCAGCGGCCGCUGCGGCUGCGGCUGCCGCCACGGUGCCGUACCAUGCGGAUGCCACCAACAGUUUCUACCACAGCGCCAUGCAUCAUCACCACCACCACCAUCAGCUGGCCGCCCACCACCACCACGCCGCCCACCACCAGCCCAACGCGACGUUGCAGAACCUCCAGAAUUUGCACCAGAGCUUUUACGGCACGCCCGGAGCGCUGGAUCACAACCGGUUCGGCAUCGUCCCCACGGCCGAGCACAAUCUCUUCCAUCACGGCCACGCGGCCUACGCUCGAGGACUGGGCGUGGGCGUCGGAGCCGCGGGAUAUUACGCCGCCGAAUAUUCGCCGUACGUUCACGCCGCGGCGGCCACCACCAACGGAUUCCUGGCCGCUGGAUACGAUUCCACCAUUGGCGGUAUGAGCCAAUUGUACGGCGGUAGCAGCAACAGCAGUCCAGCUGGCGGCGGUGGUGGCGGCGGUGGAGGAGCCGGUAGCCCGGCUGCUGGUGAUGUGAGCAAGUACGCGACGACUAGUACUUCGUCCGUCAGUGCUAGUAGCGGUGGUGGUGGUACGGCCGCAGGUGGAGGUGUGUCUAGCCUGGGCCGUCUCACGACGAGUCUGCAUCAUCAUCAUCAUCAUGGGGGAGGAGGAGGAGGAGGCCUAGGCGGAGGAGGACUCUUAUCAUCCGGCGAGACGGAGCCAUCGUCAGAGUCGUCGGGCACCAGCACCAGCAGCAUCGCUGGAGGUGAUAGCCCUUACAAUAACGGCCAUCACAACAACAACACCAACAACCACCAUCAUCAGCAGCAACAGCAGCAACAACAGCAGAGGAACAACAACCUUUCGUCCCGGCCCAGUUCCCGCAAACCGGUCGACCAACAGCAGCAGCAACAACAACAGCAGAUGAUGCAGCAAUUGCAACAACAACAACAACAGCAACAACAAUUGAGCAAGGCGGACAAGUACGGAGGAGACGGGCGGGAUUCGAGCAACGGCGGAGCUUCAUCCGGAGGCUCGUCAUCCGGAGGCGGUUACCCUGGCGGUACGAAUAGCAAUGACACCCGACAGACUGUUCUCAUGUGGGGAUCUUCUGGGUUAACGUCGGUCACCGGCAACCACUCGUCGUCGUCGUCGUCGGUGGCGGCGGGUUCCAACGACGACGACGGGGGUAGUGGCGCAGUGGUCGUCUCCAUGACGACCGCCGAUUUAAUAACAUCCACCACGGCUGCCGCUGUCGCCGCCGCUUACGCCGCAGAUUGCGGAGUCUCUGAAACCGGAAUCAAGACCAAGUACGCGGGGCAUCACGGGGUCUACAAUGGCCACCACCAGCAGCAACAACAGCAGCAGCAACAACAACAUCAUCACGUCCAGCAGCAACAACAACAGCAACAACACGACGUGACGGUCAGCAAACCGGUGGUGGUGUCGAGCAACGGCGUGGCCAACAGCAACAACAACCUGGACAAUAGCAACAGCAGCAGUUUGAACAGCGCCUGCAAGUGGGGCCGUGUGGGGCCUCAUUACCUGUACGGUGCAGCGGCCAGCGCGGCCGACGUGGUAUCGGGCAGUAGCGAGCAGUGCCUCCUCCACCACCACCAACACGGCGCUGGAUCAACCUGCUGUCCACCAUCCAUUCACCAACAACAACAACAACAACACCAAUCAUCAUCAUCAUCAUCUCCACUCCACCACGGCGUCCAUUGUUCCAGCGGUCCAGGACCAACAUCAGCAACAACACAACAACAACAACACAAUUCCUGUGGCCAAUCACAGCAACAGCAGCAGCAACAGCAGCACCUCGUCAUUUGCAGCAGCAGCGGGAUCGGGGGAUCGGAUAGGAGUGGCUCGGACCGCAGUCCUUUGCUGUCCUUCUCCGAGGUGACCAACACUUUACUCAACAACCAGCACGGAAUCGAUCCAUAAAUAAUUUUGUAACGACUGUGGGAUUUUCUCAACCUGGAAAAAUCAAAUCGAAAAACAUUUGAAGCACAAAAAACAAACUUGAAAUAAAAAUUUAAAUGUUGGUGGACGAUCUCUUACGAAAAAUGGACGACCCCCCCCCCUUCCUCCCCUAUAAUUUCCCCAACGAAUUUUUCUCUGCUCUGAAUUUUUGGACUCUGCUGUGAUUUCACACUCACACGUUUGAACCGACAUGGCAAAUUGAUUGGGUUUAGAUUUUUUUUGUUAUUUAAAAAUAAGGAAAAAUGAUGAAAUACGUAACUCGAUAAAUCGUGAAAGAAAAUACUAAAAAACCCAAAACUGUGAAAUCCUCUUGUUCCUCCUCCCUUAAUCCCUUUCCCCCUCCUUUAAUCUUACACCAAUUUUUCAUGUACGGAAUUUUCGACGACAUCUUCUGACUCGUUUGUAACUUGACGCGUGGUUUUCCCCCCUUCUUUAUAAUAAUCAUUUCUCCCAACAAGAUUCGUCUAGUCAUCUCUCGCGAUGAAGUGUGUUGUGUCAUUCCCCUCCUUUUUAAGUUUUUUUUUUUUUUUAAAUAGGCAGCUGUCUUUUGUUUUUAACCCCAUGCCGAUAAAAAAAAAAAAAACUAAAAGUUGAAUUUUUUUUUUUUUAUUUUCCAUUCCGAUUUGUUUUUCCGCGCUUUAAUUUUUCAAAUUAUUUAAUUUUUUUUUAGGGAAAACUUUUUUUUUCUUAAAAUUAAUUCGACCGCAGUUAAUUUUUUUAUUGCGUAAUUGUGCUAUAUUUUCUUCCUAUACAUACCCAUUCUUUUUAUUUUAUUUUGGAAGAAAGUAGGAUACAUUAAUUCGUUUGUUUGUUUGUUUUAUGGAAAGAAUUCUUAUUUCUCAGUGUGUGUGCCGAGUGGGUGGGCGUGUGUAAUAUAUAUAUUUCUUCCUCCGAUUCUUCUGUUAAAUCCCUUUGCAAGGAAUUAAUGAGUUUCUUGUGUGAUUGCUUGCGUGUGACCCGCUAAGAGGUGCUGGUUAUUUUUUACCAAUUGUGUGUGUGUGUGUGCCGUGUAAGUGUGUGUUUACCUUCCUCCCUUCUCUCUUUGAUCUUCACCAAAAUCCCAUCAUCGCCAUAAUAACAAGGAAGAAGAAGAAAAACGUAUUCUGUUUGAUGGUCCUCCUCUUUUUCCAAUUGACGACAGCAAAUUAUUUUUUAAUUUUUAUUUUUUCUCUCUCCAGCUUCGACGAGGUUCCGAUUUCAUUAAUCCCCCCUAAUAACCCGUUAAUAACCAUAUUUUCUUUUCCCCCCUCCAUUCAUUGAUUCUAUUGCGUGUAAAGUUAACGGAAGAAUGUCCUCCUCCUCCUUCAAAAUGGCGUCGAUCGACUUUAGUUUUGGAUUUUUCUCUCGGAAGAAAAAGAAGAAGAUGGGAAGAAGAGAAAUUUUGUUUUUUUCUUUCAACAUCAUCCACACCCACGAUAUCAAGUCUCGUAUAUCCGUCGCUAUCAAAUCUUAAAAAAAACAAAAACAUUUACUAUACAUAAAAAUUAAUUUUUUCUUUUUUCUUUUUAGUUUCUGUGCUGCACCUCCUCCUUUCAAUUGUGUUGAUCUUACUCCAUUUGUUGUGACAAUUAAAACAAAAAACAAAA